This is a messenger RNA of Alternaria rosae, 887 nucleotides long. RefSeq names its product Mago nashi protein. The record is from RefSeq and is a predicted model, not a curated record. Lineage: Eukaryota; Fungi; Ascomycota; Dothideomycetes; Pleosporales; Pleosporaceae. Bases 73 to 534 code for a protein of 153 amino acids. Gene Ontology annotation, biological process: RNA splicing. Gene Ontology annotation, cellular component: exon-exon junction complex; nucleus. The transcript has 7 exons.
CGACACGCGCAACCCAAGCACUGCGAAUUCCUGUACGCGCAUCGUUAGAGCCCGAUAUAGGUAGUCGCAAACAUGACAACCAACGAGCCAUUCUACCUGCGUUACUACUCUGGUCACCAAGGCCGAUUCGGACACGAGUUCUUGGAGUUUGAUUUUCGAGUGCUCGGAGAUGGUCGCAGCGCAUCUGCCCGUUAUGCCAACAACUCAAACUACCGCAAUGAUUCACUCAUUCGGAAAGAGAUGUGUGUCAGCGAUGCUUUGGUAGCCGAGAUCAAGAAGAUUGUCAAGGACAGUGAGAUCCUCAAGGAAGAUGACACAAAGUGGCCUCAGAAAAACAAAGAUGGUCGUCAAGAGUUGGAGAUCCGGUUAGGCAGCGAGCACAUCUCCUUUGAGACUGCGAAAAUUGGGUCGCUUCAGGAUGUGCAGGACUCGUCAGAUCCAGAGGGCCUUCGCGUCUUCUACUACCUGGUGCAGGAUCUCAAGGCUCUGGUCUUUUCUUUAAUAUCCCUGCACUUCAAGAUCAAGCCCAUCUAAGCCUCUCGCUGCCCACAUGGAGGCACAGUAGCGUUGCUUUUGCCGACAGCGCACAGCCACGGGGAUGUGGCACAACCGCGGCUCGACGUAGAAUGACGUAGGAACGGCGUACGGAGUCAACUGGAGGAACGACAUCUGCUUGUGACUAGUGUCACCUGAUCUCCGUGAUCCCUUCUAGGACGAUGGUGUAUGGGAGAAGGAUGCCCAGUAAUAGGGCCAUCAAACCAAAAAUCUCUAGGCCCUACGGGUCGGCUCGGGAGGUCACCAUAGUUCACUUGGCAAGAAAUAAUAAUACACUUUACAGAUGCAUUCGACCGGCCUAGAUAGAGAAUGUUCCAAUGUGUCUAGGUUUG